AGCAGUUCCCAAAGCAGUUGUCAAUUUCUUUCUAUUUAAUGUAAAAGGCCCAAAGAGAAUAACAAGAGAAUCGAAUUAAUAAACAAAUCUCGAUUCUGACCGUUUCUAGCGUUGGCUUCUUCCCCGAUCAUCAUCAUUCCACCGAUUCUCUUUGUGUCGAUCUUGGAAUCAUCAUGGGCAAUGUAACCGGUGGAAUGCGCCGAGAUCCGCCGCCGCACACAAACCCUAAUCAUCCUCCGUUGCAGUAUUACCAGUACCAGGGCUAUUAUCCACACCACAAUCCUCAAGGAGCCAUAAACCCUCAGGUUGCUUACGUCGAGCACCAGGAAGCUGUGACUAUAAAGAACGACGUCAAUUUGAACAAGGACACCUUGAGAUUCGAGCCCGAUGAAUCAAACCCCGGCAAGUUCCUGCUCUCCUUCACCUUCGACGCCAAUGUCUCCGGAAGCAUCACUGUGAUGUUCUUUGCUAUAGAAGGCAAAGACUGUGACUUGAUUGCUACUAAGGCGGAUCUGUUUCCAUCUACAACUGUUAGUUUCCCCAAGGGUCUUGGACAGAAGUUCAAGCAGCCCUUUGGAACAGGGAUUGAGCUGUCUGCUUUAUCAGAGGCUGAGUUGGCUGAGGCGAACGAGUCUGAUGUGUAUCAUGUGGCGGUGAAGGCAGAGGCGUCGUCAGCUUCAUCAGAAGAUGAUACUGAGGCGAAAACGCCGAAUCGUCAGAUAACUCAUGCGGUUUUGGACAAGGACAAAGGCGAGUACAAGGCUAAAGUGGUGAAGCAGGUCUUGUGGGUGAAUGGGAGUAAGUAUGUUCUUCAGGAGAUUUACGGGAUUGGUAAUACAGUUGAUGGUAGUGGUGAAGAUGAAACAGAGAGUGGUAAAGAAUGUGUGAUUUGCUUGACUGAGCCACGAGACACCACUGUUCUCCCUUGCAGGCACAUGUGUAUGUGUAGCGGUUGCGCAAAGCUUUUGAGGUUUCAGACAAACCUUUGUCCAAUCUGUAGACAACCAGUGAAUAGGCUUUUGGAGAUUACUGUCAACACCAAUGUCUCCAACAACUGAGCUCUGCCACGUUUGUACAUAGUCAGUUUCUCAAUGUUGUUGCUUUGUGGUGGAUAUGGAGUCGUUGAAAAACUCAUGUUACUGACUACAUAUGUCCAAAUGACACUUUUAAUUCUAGUUUUUGUUCCAAGUG
This is a messenger RNA of Brassica napus (rape), 1191 nucleotides long. Its product is annotated as probable E3 ubiquitin-protein ligase LUL2. Bases 174 to 1058 code for a protein of 294 amino acids. NCBI's taxonomy places the organism in Eukaryota, Viridiplantae, Streptophyta, Magnoliopsida, Brassicales, Brassicaceae. The record is from RefSeq and is a predicted model, not a curated record. The transcript is spliced from 3 exons. Gene Ontology annotation, biological process: protein ubiquitination. Gene Ontology annotation, molecular function: ubiquitin protein ligase activity.